AUGGAUGUAGGGGGUCGGCAGACAACUUUCUUGGUGGAUACUGGUGCAGGAAGGUCAGUUGUAAAUAGCCAGGUUGCUGUCCCAGGUCCCCACUGUAUGCAGGUUCAAGGUGUAACAGGACAAGUACUGGGACGCCAAGUGCUUCAGCCUGUAACAUGUGUGUUUAAAGGCUCCAAGAUCCAGCAUGAAUUUUUAUAUAUGCCUGAAUGCCCGAUACCUUUGCUGGGUAGGUACCUGCUCAGCAAACUAGGGGCCACUAUUUCUUUUGAUGAAGGCCAGCAAAGGAUUCAAGUGAAACAUCAGCCUGAGACUAUGUGGAGGCUAAUGGUGGUGCGAUCAUUAGAGGAUGAGAUACAGGAGGAGACAUGGAAGGAAUUUGGAGUACCAGGGUUGUGGGCGGAAGAUAAUCCUCCGGGCUUUGCCGCCCACCACCCACCGGUCAUUGUAGAAUUGAAACCAGUAGCCGCGCCUGUACAUAUUCACCAGAGAUCAUGCUCCAAUGAGGCUAUAGUUGCAAUAUAUGAGAGUAUUCAAAGGUAUCUGAAGGCAGGGAUUUUGGUGCCUAUCCAGUCGCCUUGGAAUACCCCCAUAUUGCCCAUUAGGAAGCCGGAUGGGUCCUACCGCCCGGUCCAAGACCUCCGGGUCAUCAACUCCAUGACAGUGACCAUUCACCCUGUCGUGCCCAAUCCAUACACUUUAUUGAGCCUGAUUCCACCUAAGGCAGCGUGGUUUUCUGUGAUAGACCUGAAGGACGCGUUUUUCACAAUCCCAAUUCAUGAGGCAAGCCAACCCUUGUUUGCCUUUGAAUGGGAGAACCCUAGGACUGGAUUGAAAUCACAAUAGACUUGGACAAGGCUGCCACAGGGUUUUAAAAACUCGCCCACCCUGUUUGGUACUGCCUUGGGAAAGGACUUACAGCAUUUUGUGCCUCGGCAAAGGGGGGAUACCCUGUUGCAAUACAUGGAUGAUGUGUUGGUAACAGGUCAGACAGAGGAUACCUGUUGGGACAAUACAGCCUCCUUGUUGGGCUUGUUGUCCCAAUGUGGUUAUAGAGUGUCUAGGAAAAAGGCCCAGUUGGUAAAACAGAAGGUGCGUUAUUUAGGGUAUGAUAUUGAGCAUGGACAUAGAGCCUUGGGAUGGGAAAGAAAGCAGGCAGUUUUGGCUAUAGCUGAGCCCACAAACCGGAGACAGUUACGAGGUUUUCUGGGCUUGGCUGGGUUUUGCCGAAUAUGGAUUCCAAAUUAUGCCCUUAUGGCAGCCCCACUAUAUGCAGCCACAAAGGGGGGUGAACAUGAGUUGUUUUGCUGGGAAGGAGAACAGAAAAAGGCUUUUAGGGAUGUUAAGCUAGCACUCACGUCAGCUCCAGCUUUAGCCUUACCAAACCUGGAAAAAGCUUUUAAUUUGUAUGUGGAUACUAGAGAUAAUGUAGCUUUGGGGGUUCUGACUCAACAGUUAGGCCAGUGGCAACGGCCGGUAGCAUGUCUGUCUAAACAAUUGGAUGGGGUGGCACAGGGAUGGCCACAUUGUUUGAAGGUCCUUGCUGCUAUAGCAGUCCUGUUGCAGGACUGUAAUAAAUUGACCUUCUCAUGUCCUGUAAAUGUACACACUCCCCAUGCAGUGCAAGCCAUUUUAGAUAAUAAUGGGCAUCUCUGGAUAAGCAAACAAAGACUUUUUAAAUAUCAAGCAUUAAUGAUUGAAAACCCACAAGUUAAAUUGAUUGUCUCAAAUCGGCUAAAUCCAGCCACUUUGUUGCCAGGAGACAUCAACAUGGAACAUGAUUGCUUGCAAGUAUUGGAGAGUGUUUACUCUAGCAGGCAUGAUUUGUCGGACAUCCCUCUGCAGGCAGCUCAACUCAAUUGGUAUACAGAUGGGUCCAGCUAUAUGCAUGAGGGAAAAAGAGUUUCAGGCUACGCUAUAGUAGAUGAUGAUAAAGUUGUAGAGAGUGGGCCAUUGGGCCCUGAACACAGUGCACAGGUGGAUGAAUUGUGGGCAUUACUUAGAGCAUUGGAAAGAGCUGUGGGUGAGACUUUGAAUGUAUGGACGGAUAGUAAAUAUGCUUUCCUAACAUUACAUGCACAUGGGGCUGUGUACAAAGAGAGGGGAUUUCGUGACUCAGCGGGUAAAUAUGUACAACAUGGAUACCUCAUUCAACGCCUCCUUAUCGCAGUACAGAUGCCAACUAAGGUUGCAGUUAUGCAUUGUAAGGGGCACCAGAGAGGAGUAGAUAAGGUGGCCCAAGGGAAUAGGAGGGCAGACUUGGAAGCUAGGAUUGCUGCUAGAAGAGGAGAAUCCACCAUAGAUCUCUCCAUACAUGUGGCCAUGGAUCUGGGAGUUUUGCCCCCGACUAUCCGGCCAACGUAUUCUCAGCAAGAAUGUGUUAAGGCAGUUACAGACCUCAAGGCAACUAUCAAGGAUGGGUGGUACGUGUUAUCUGAUGGGCGCAUAUUUGUUCCACAGUCCUCAGCUUGGGCUUUGGUUCAAUCGUCGCAUGAUGCUACCCAUAUGGGCAAAUUGGGGUUGGAAGAGGCAUUGGGACGAGACUAUUACAUCAAUGGAGUGGCUGGUAUGGCAGCUCGAAUUGUUUCCCAAUGUGCUACCUGUGCCAAGGUUAACCCUAGGCAAGGACCCCUCUUACCCCCAGGAACCAUACCAUCAUCAUACUUUCCUAUGGAUUCUGUAAUGGUUGAUUUUACUGACAUGCCUAGAUGUGGCUUGUACAAAGCUCUAUUGGUUUUUGUGGAUAGGUAUACGGGUUGGCCAGAAGCCUUCCCCACUAAAACGAAGCAGGCAAGGGAAGUGGCUAGAAUUUUGUUAAAGGAAUUGAUCCCGCGGUUUGGGAGUCCAUCCCUUAUCUCAUCAGAUAACGGGCCUGAAUUCAUACAUCAGAUUAAUCAGGCUGUGGCCCAGUCAGUAGGGUCCAAGUGGCGGUUCCACAGUGCUUUCCAUCCUCAAUCAGGAGGUUCUGCUGAACGAAUGAACCGCACCCUAAAAGAGAAAACUACUAAGAUUUGUGCUGAAAGUCAUUUGAAAUGGCCAGAUGCUUUGCCCUUGGCCUUAUAUGCUAUUAGGUGUGCACCUCGUAGACAAUGUAAACUGUCCCCCUUCUCCAAAGAGCUGGCUUGUGUCCUUCAAUUCCACAACAACAGUAUCAGUAAGUUCAUCCAACUCUGCUGA
This is a messenger RNA of Protobothrops mucrosquamatus (brown spotted pit viper), 3174 nucleotides long. RefSeq lists its product as uncharacterized. Lineage: Eukaryota; Metazoa; Chordata; Lepidosauria; Squamata; Viperidae. The transcript has a single exon. The record is from RefSeq and is a predicted model, not a curated record. Gene Ontology annotation, biological process: proteolysis; DNA integration. Gene Ontology annotation, molecular function: aspartic-type endopeptidase activity; RNA-DNA hybrid ribonuclease activity; nucleic acid binding.